This is a messenger RNA of Kalmanozyma brasiliensis GHG001, 867 nucleotides long. Its product is annotated as Phosducin, thioredoxin-like domain protein. Lineage: Eukaryota; Fungi; Basidiomycota; Ustilaginomycetes; Ustilaginales. The transcript has a single exon. Bases 1 to 867 code for a protein of 288 amino acids. The record is from RefSeq and is a predicted model, not a curated record. Gene Ontology annotation, cellular component: cytoplasm. Gene Ontology annotation, biological process: protein folding.
AUGCAAGCCGAAGUAGACCCCACGCAGGACACCGAGUUCCACGACGCCCUUCGGGCGCAUGGCAUCAUCCCGCCCAAACCACCAUCGCGCUCUCCCUCACCCGAGCUGCCCUCCGCAUCCGAGCUGCGAUCGCAAUCGCUCAAACAGGCCACUGUCGACGAUUUGGAUCUCGAGCUCGAAACCGCGCUGGACGAUGAAGAGGAAAAGCUGUUGGAAAAGAUCCGUCGGCAGCGCAUGUCGCAGUUGCGCGCCGAGACCAAGAAAGCGCGUUUUGGCCGAGUCUAUCCCAUCAGCAGGCCGGACUACACGCGCGAGGUGACCGAGGCGAGCAAGGUGGAUCCCGAUGCAGAUCCGGACUCCACCACAAACGAAAGCGGGGAAUGGGCGGAUAAGCAGCGCACAGGCGGCACCGGCGUCGUUUGCUUCCUGUACAAGAAUGGGAUUGACACAUGUCGUCUCCUCGCCAGCUUCCUCGAUACGCUCGCAGCCAAAUACCCCGCAACCAAAUUCGUCAGCAUCGUCGGAGACCAGUGCAUUCCCAACUACCCAGAUCGAAACCUACCCACACUGCUCAUUUAUAGGAACGGCGAGCUGCAUCGCCAGAUCGUAGGGUUGAGACCCGAGAUCGGAUUGGAUGGCAUGAAGACCAAGUGCGAGGAUAUUGAGCUGCUCUUGACAGCAGUAGGGGCCAUUCAGAGGUCACAGGUGCCAGGUGCACCGACACAUGCCGGAUCGCAGAAGCCGGAUACGAUCGAGGAAGGCGACGAGGAGGAAGAGGAGGAUGGUGGAUCGAGACAGAGAAGUAUUAGGGAUUCGGGGAGGCAAAAGACACAGGAGGAGUUGGACGACGAGCUGGAUUGGGAUUGA